Molecule: messenger RNA, 2054 nt
Organism: Papaver somniferum (opium poppy)
Lineage: Eukaryota; Viridiplantae; Streptophyta; Magnoliopsida; Ranunculales; Papaveraceae
Product: plant intracellular Ras-group-related LRR protein 9-like
Exons: 3
Coding region: 186-1766 (526 amino acids)
Molecular function (GO): protein binding
Source: RefSeq, a predicted model, not a curated record
GAAAAGAAAAACUAAAAAAAUGAAAGUAAAAGUCAGUGCUUAUUAUUCGACAGUUACAAUUAGGUUUUACUGGUAAAUCAGCUAAAAUUGUUUUCUUCGUCGCCCAAAUACAAAAUAACCCUAAUUUUCUUUUAACUCUCUCGAUUCCAACUUUCUUCCCCACAAUUUUCUUGGUUUCAGGAAAAAUGGAUCCCAACCCUAAAACACACCCAAUUCUGUCGUAUGUAAUGAAUCGAAUUCCUUCACUUGUUCCAAAACAUCCAAGUUAUUCAGAUUUUGAUGAUAUCGAUAUCGAACAACAAGCAUCACAAUCAAGUUCAUCGGCAUCACCAUCAGCAGCAGCAGGAGGAUCGAAAUUAACCAUGAGAUCAGAAAGUUCUAUCAAUAGAGAAGUAGAAUUAAUGGUUGAUAUGCCACACUUAAAAGAUCCAGAAGUUUUAUCAGCAAUGACAGCAGCUGUAUCUGAUGUAUCACAAACAAGAUCAAUUCUCAAAGCAUUGGGCGAACGACCAGAUCAUGAAUCAGUUGAUUCAGCUAAAUUUAAGAUUUCUGAAAUUGAAUCAAAUUUAUUGAAUCAGAUUCAGGAAAUUGAAACAGAGUCGAAAUUACCUAAUGCCGCUGACCUUGAGAGAGAAAUGAGAAUCGUAGCUGAGAAAGAAAGGAAGAUAUAUGAAGCUGUGAUUAAAUUAGAUGAAAUGCAUGAAUCUUAUGAAUUAUUGUUGAAAAAUGCUGAAGAAAGAUUGCUUAAGAUUUAUCGAUUGGCCUCUUCAGGGGAGAGAAAAGGCAAGGGAGUGGUGGAGGAGGAAAGGAUGGAUCGUGCUGAUGAAGAAAUGAAUGAAGAAGUCGUGAGAAUUUUGCAAGAAGGUUUAAGUAAAGAAUUUGAAAGAGUUGUGUUGUGUGAUCGUGAAUUGAGGUAUCUUCCUGAGGAGUUUGGAAAGAUCCGUGGAUUAGUUUCUCUUGAUCUUUCUACUAAUCAGCUCGAGGUCAUCCCUGAUUCAAUCUCAGGACUGGAAAAGCUGGAGGAUCUGAAUCUUUCAUCGAACAUUCUGGAGUCAUUGCCAGAUUCUAUUGGGUUGUUGGUGAAUCUAAAAUACUUGAAUGUAUCCACUAACAAGCUGAAGGCCCUCCCUGACAGUAUUAUCAAUUGCAGAUCAUUAGUGGAGCUGGAAGCAAGCUUUAACCAGUUGACAUAUCUGCCAACUAAAAUAGGUGAAUUGGUGAAUCUGCAGAAGCUCUUGGUCGGUCUCAAUAAAAUUCGUUUUCUUCCCAGUUCCAUUUGUGAAAUGAAGUCAUUACGCCAUCUAGAUGCCCACUUCAAUGAGCUACGUGGUCUUCCAAACGCUAUUGGCCUCUUGACUAAUCUCGAGAUUCUUAAUGUGAGCAGUAACUUCAGCGACUUUACAGAGCUUCCUCUCACAUUUGGAGAGUUGAUCAACCUCAAAGAGAUAGAUGUUAGUAACAACCAGAUCAGUGCUCUUCCUGAUACAUUUGGCCGCCUGGACAGUCUAACCAAACUUAACUUGGAUCAGAAUCCACUUUUCAUCCCUCCUAUGGAGAUUGUGGAGCAAGGAGUUGAAGCUGUCAAAGAAUUCAUGGCAAAGAGGUGGGUUGACAUCUUACCUGAGGAGGAGCGUAAGAGUACGGAAGCAAACACGGAAGCACAAAAAGGAUGGUUGACACGCAGCACUUUGUGGUUGACAGGAUAUUUGGCUGGUGGAGAGAAGUCUCCAAAGGCGCAAGUACAUUAUCUCGACCAGCAGUUAUAGUUCUUCAAUCGUCCUUUGGACUAUUCCCAGAUGUAUCUAUGCUUGUACAGCAAAUGAUAAAUAUGGUACCCACAUUUGGUAAGAAGCCUGGUGAACCAUUCCAGUGAAUCCACUCUACUAUAUUGCCAUUUGAUAACCUUUUUUUGUUGAAUUUGCCUCUUUUUUCUAAAUUUUGUAGGAUGCUUAAAAUACCAAAGUGGUGUAUUCAUUGUUUUCCUUUUCCCCUAAACUCCAUGUGGGCAAAUUGUUUCCAACACGUAUUUGAUCAUAAAACUCUCCUUUAGAGUC